GGUUCUGUCGUCACCGCCAAAGUCUGUUUGACCCAUCUGUUGGGCCAAACAGACGCAAAGCCACCUCAAAUCCUCGACCUUAUCUUAAUUUUCACCUGUUUGCUGCCCCCACCAAAAACCAACCAUACGAUUUCCCCCGAGCUCCCCUAAUUCCCCCGCCCCCCCAGCGGCCCCCCGCUACCGUCGUCCGCCCGACGCCGCCCACCCCCGUUUUCCGAGCUGGCGUGGCGACGCAAACUCACAAAUAUUUACUUCCUAUACAUCAAGAGGAAAGGGGGCCCCCUUUCGUGGAAUGCGGCAACAUGGGCGUGUUUGACCGCGGAGUUCAGAUGCUGCUGACCACGGUGGGGGCCUUCGCCGCCUUCAGCCUCAUGACCAUCGCCGUAGGGACAGACUACUGGCUGUACUCACGCGGCGUCUGCAAGAUCAAGAGCACCAACGAGAACGAGACCAGCAAGAAGAACGAGGAGGUGAUGACGCACUCGGGCCUCUGGAGGACCUGCUGCCUGGAAGGUUCUUUUAAAGGCAUGUGUAAGCAGAUAGAUCACUUUCCUGAGGAUGCCGACUACGAGGCGGAUGCUUCAGAGUACUUUCUACGCGCUGUACGAGCCUCCAGUAUCUUCCCUAUCCUAAGUGUGAUCCUGCUCUUCAUGGGGGGGCUGUGCAUUGCCGCCAGCGAGUUCUACAAGUCACGCCACAACAUCAUCCUUAGCGCCGGCAUCCUCUUCGUCUCCGCAGGCCUGAGCAACAUUAUAGGAAUCAUUGUGUACAUAUCAGCCAACGCUGGAGACCCUUCCAAGAGUGACUCCAAGAAGAACAGCUACUCCUACGGCUGGUCCUUCUACUUCGGCGCCCUCUCCUUCAUCAUGGCUGAAAUGGUGGGCGUGCUGGCUGUGCACAUGUUCAUCGAUCGCCAUCGGGAGCUACGUGUGGGGGCCCGAGCCGCUGACUACCUCCAAGGUGCGGCCAUCACACGCAUCCCAAGCUACCGCUAUCGCUAUCGACGCCGUUCACGCUCUUCGUCCCGCUCUACGGAUCCCUCGCACUCUCGCGAGGCAUCACCAGUUGGCCUCAAGGCCUUCGGGACGCUGCCCUCCACCGAGCUGUCCAUGUACACGCUGCCCAAGGGCCAAACGGGCACGCCAACAGCCACCUAUAACUCCACGGAGAGGGACCACAACUUCCUGCAGGUCCACAACUGCAUCCAGAAGGACCUGAAAGACUCAGGCGGUCACAGCAACACCGCCAACCGGCGCACCACACCUGUAUGAAACUGACAGAUGGACCACAGACACUAACAAAAAUCAGUGGGACUUUGGGGGGAAGCAGCAAAAAACAGAUCAUGGUGUUAGGAGGCAGAAAGAGGAAGAGAAGAGGGCUUAGAUGGGUAGAUUUAGUAGUAAAGGUUAACCGACAGAGGGGAAGUUCUGAGCAGCACCUCAGAUAAUCACUGAGUUUCUGCUUAAAAAAAGGAAACGGAGUAAAAAUGCAUAAAAAAAGAAACAUGCAUGAUUUUCCCAUGAACCAUUGUUUAACAAGUUUUGAACAUGUUUGUAAAGAGUUGAGGGGGAGGUCGGGGAAAGAUGAGUUGGGAGGGGAGGGCCUUGGGGAUGCUGGGGUGGGGUGGGCGGUGGUUGUCUCCGGGCUUUGGAUUAGCGGAGUGGUGGGCUUGGCCAGACUGCCCAUUUAAAGGCAAACUUUAUAUUUUUUACUCUUCCUCAGUCUGAUCAAAAGGGGGCUUAAUCUGGCCCUCAGCCCUUCCUAUGAACCUGCCCUCGAACUUCCAUACCACAAGCCCCCCAACACACACACCCUAAACUUCCUUAAACCCCACUCCUUUCUUUAGUUGCUGUAUCUUCUUGAUUUCAUUCUUUAUUCGCAUUAAUACUGUGAACCAUUGCGGUGUGGGAUUUUAGCAGGGAGCAAUUCAGGCCGCAAAAAAAUAAAAAACAAGAAAAAAAACACAUAAGUUAAUAUAUGUAUUGAUUAUAUAUAAAUAUAUGAAUAUAUAUGUUAAUAAAUCAUGACUAGACUUCCCUGGCGCAAAAAAUAUCAACAAGAAAAAAAAGUAACUUACAAGUGAAACUAAAUCAAGUCGUCAUGGAAACUAAACCAAGACGGAGGAUUCAUUGUGACUGGCUCACUUGAGGGGCAAAGGCUUCAGCCUACUUGAUAAACUGAUAUUGGUUAGUAUUAGACACAUUAUCACAUUCUUUUACAACAAAAAAAAGAAAUCUUUUGGCCUUCCGCCGGACCCUGGCAGCCAUCUUUGUUCAGGGUCAACUAGAGGUAAAAGUUGACCUCACUUUUUUUGUUUUUUGGCCUCAUAAAGGACUGGAGUGAAGAGAGAACUCUGGGUAAUGGAUGAUCUCUCUGCAAACUUGAAGAUGACUGUGGACAAUGAAACGUCACUACUGCCAAAGACACAAAGUAGUGCGUGAGAGAACACGGCUACCAGCGAGCUGAAGCUAAGUGACUCCAAAAAAUUAAGAAUUUACAUGCAUGCUAAUCAAAAUCAUCCGAUCUGCUUUUAAGGAACCUAUGUUUUGAACAACUGAACAAUGAUGCCAUGUAAGGGCAGUGGGAGUGACAAAGUAGAAAUUAAUGUUACAGUACUGUGUCUAUUUCAGUUUUUUUCUUUUUUUGUUUUGAGUGGGUAUUUUGGGUGGGGCUUCGUUACGCUUGAAACAAAAAACGUAUCAAGGCUUUUUUUAACAGAAGAAAAUCUCAUCAUGCCUUUUCAUUUACUUUUACUUUCUCUGUUCCUUUGAACUCUCACACAGCCUUAGUCUUUCUUUCUCUCAUUUUUCUUGGUCUUUGGUUUCGCGUUGUGUUGUUGUAAAUGAGAACUUUAAAAAAGCGUAAUGUCUUUCAAGGUGCCAAAACUGAAUGAUUCUGAACUUGGAUGCAUCAAGUCCUGAUGACGAAUAAAAAUUGAACCCCUCCCCCGUAGGGAACUGAA
Molecule: messenger RNA, 2962 nt
Organism: Acanthochromis polyacanthus (spiny chromis)
Lineage: Eukaryota; Metazoa; Chordata; Actinopteri; Pomacentridae
Product: voltage-dependent calcium channel gamma-2 subunit-like
Exons: 4
Coding region: 303-1271 (322 amino acids)
Biological process (GO): neurotransmitter receptor internalization; positive regulation of synaptic transmission, glutamatergic; postsynaptic neurotransmitter receptor diffusion trapping
Cellular component (GO): AMPA glutamate receptor complex; voltage-gated calcium channel complex; postsynaptic density membrane
Molecular function (GO): voltage-gated calcium channel activity; channel regulator activity
Source: RefSeq, a predicted model, not a curated record